UUAGCUAGCGACCAGCGCGGCCAGAUGAGGUGUCACCGUCCCCGGACUUCUGAGAAUUCAUGAAAAGAGUAGUUGACAUAGCUGGUGAGGGUCGUAGUGUGUCUGCUGUGAAGCGAACAGAAGAUGGCGGAAGUGACGAGCACGUCCCUGUGUCAGGAGGAAGGCUGGCAUCUUUCUGAAGAGGGAUUUGAAGCUUGUAAUGGUUCCUCGGAGAAACUGACUAAAAGUGCUAUUAUCCUCGUUGCUCUCAAUACAGACCUCAGAACCAUUGGAAAAAAAUUUCUCCCCAUCGACAUCAACGGAGGAAAAGUAGAGAAGAUAGAUGGUCCAUGUGUUCUGCAAAUUCAGAAAAUCCGUAAUGUAUCUGCACCAAAAGACAAUGAGGAAUCUCAGGCAGCUCCUCGAAUGCUACGUUUGCAGAUGACGGAUGGGCAUACAUCCUGCACGGCCAUAGAGUUUAAUCACCUGUCAAAAGUCAGCUUGAACACUCCACCUGGCACAAAAAUAAAGCUAUUAGGAACUGUUGAAGUGAAAAAUGGAUGCUUGCUUUUGGAUGACACCAACACUGCCGUGCUUGGAGGUGAAGUGGAACCGCUCAUAGAGAAAUGGGAGCUGCAGAGGAGUUUAUCAAAGCACAGUCGAAGCAAUAUUGGAACUGAAGGAGGUCCUCCACCAUUUGUGCCUUUUGGACAGCGUUGUGCAUCUGUUGCUUCAGUUGACAGCAGAGAACUUGAUAGCCGAAAGACGCUGCAGGCUCCGAGUGCCACCAAAUCUGUGGGGGAGAAUGAUGAGUUUGAAAAACAAAGGACUGCUGCCAUUGCUGAAGUAGCAAAAAGCAAAGAGACCAAGACGUUUGGAGGAGGCGGAAAUGCUGGAAGCAAUCUCAAUGCCGGUGCUGGAGGGAGUCGUAAUAGGGAAGUGUUCCAGAAAGAGAAGAUAAUCAGAAGUGAAGGUAGAUCGGAAGGAGUGUAUCGUGAGCUGGUUGACGAGAAGGCUCUGAGACACAUCACAGAGAUGGGCUUCAGUAAAGAAGCAGCCAGACAGGCACUCAUGGACUUCAGCAACAAUUUGGAGGCAGCUUUAAAUUUCCUUCUUGCUGGCAGCAAACCAAAGCCUGUUCAAGGGCCACCACCCCGAGAUGUCCUAUGGACAGGUAAAGGAAAAGGUCGAGGAAGAACACGAGCAGAAGCUGACGAUGAAGUAUCUAAUGCUAGACCUUCUGCACCUAGUACACUGUUUGACUUUCUGGAGUCCAAAAUGGGUACUUUUUCACUCGAAGACAGCAAGCCACAAACUCAACCUCAAAGCCAAGGACAACACAGAGUUCAAAAUGUGGAACAGAAUGGAGUGAAGGAUUACAACCAAUCUCGUCAGUUUUCACGAAAUGAUACUAGAGGUCCAAGGAAUGAAAAACCCCCUCGUUUCCAAAGGGAAGUACAUGCAUCUAGACCAUUUGAAGGUAACGGGCCACCAAGAAGUCGAGGUCCAGAAAAACAUAGUUCAGAGCCAUGGAUAGAAGACAGGAGUAAGUGUGAAAGAGGAUAUCAAAGGAAUGACAGAUUAAAGGAUUUUUCACAUUCUUCCUCUAGUUACCAAACUGAUGGUACGUUUAAAAAAAGAGAUAAUACUAUGCAAUGUAGGAACAUAAAAGGUCCCAGCCUCCUUGAAACCAGAGAGGACAUCGGCAUUCAGAAUAAUAAUACAGAGGCUGCUCAGCAAAAACGUGGUAGAAGAGAAGACCAAAGACACAAUUCAGAAUUCUAUAUGGACAGGAGACCACAGACCAGUAACAGUGAAGCAAUCACUAGUUUACCAAACGAGAAAACUUUCAGUGCCAAUAUGGAGUCAUCUAACUAUCAUGCAACAUUAGUAAAAGAUGGUGCUAAUAAUGAUUUAUCAAAUGGAGAACUUGAACAAAAAGAACGAAGAAUUGGCCCUAUAAAGCCAAUAGGAUCAAUUCUGAAUUCAACACAAGAAGAUAGAAAUAAAAUGUUAUAUACUAAUAACUCUAAAAAGAGAUCUGGUCCGAUAAAGCCAGAGCGAAUUCUGGAUAAUGUCUACACUGCCUUUAGCUGGAGACCAGGGGAUGAAUGUUUAGCUCUUUACUGGGAAGAUAAUAAGUAUUACAGAGCCGAAAUUGAAGCCCUACAUUCUUCUGGAACCACAGCAGUGGUAAAAUUUUGUGACUAUGGGAACUAUGAAGAAGUACUAUUAGAAAACAUUAAACCGAUCCAGGCAGAGGCAUGGGAAGAAGAGGGGGAAUAUGGAGAUUCGCUGGAUUUCCGCAGAGGAGGUGAUGGACAGCCAAGAAGAUCUACUAGACCAACUCAGCAGUUUUAUCAACCACCCAGAGCACGGAACUGACUGUUAAGAUCUACCAUGAAUUUCUCACAGAAGAAAGGAAUACUGCAGCUGUUUUCACGGAAGUGGUAUAUUUUUCUAAAGAACUGCCUUGCACUGUGGUGUUAAUAUCCUUAUUGUGACCAAGACUUGGGGUCUUCAGAUGCUAUUAGCAACAGACUUGCCAUCAGUUAUUGGUUUAACUAAUAAUUUUUUAAGCAAUUAUUAUUAAUUUCUUGUUUGCAACAAUAAAACCACAGUGCACAU
Bufo bufo (common toad) is the source of this 2607-nucleotide messenger RNA. RefSeq names its product tudor domain containing 3 (gene TDRD3). The record is from RefSeq and is a predicted model, not a curated record. Lineage: Eukaryota; Metazoa; Chordata; Amphibia; Anura; Bufonidae. Gene Ontology annotation, cellular component: nucleus. Gene Ontology annotation, molecular function: protein binding. The transcript is spliced from 14 exons. The coding region runs from base 124 to 2364 and encodes 746 amino acids.